AAUAGACUGUACCUUGUCACAAAAACACAUGAUGUACAGCUAUUACUAUUAAAAAUAAAAUCCAAACUGAUGUGCUUAUCAGGAAAACACAGUUAACUACAUGGUUCACUUUUUGUCACCAUGUCUCUUGACAAGAGUUAUUGUUCAAUCUGUGGCUUGAUUAGGCUUGGAUCAGAGGCAAAUGUUUUGCGGUGUGGACCUCUCUAGUACACAAUAAACCCAAGAUUCCUUAUUUAAAAUACCUUGGAGGUCAAGCUUCUAAAGUGAAAAUGAUUGAGAGAAGAAGAAUUUACAAAAAGAGUAGAGCAAACAACUUGAUUUGCUUUUAAGACUUUUAAGAAAAGGACUUUUAUGCUGUGCUGAUGCUAAGCCCUUUUAACUCCCCACAAUGUUCAUUAAGUUCUUAUACAGACAAACUGAAAAACCUAAGCACUCCCAAGAUCUAAAUGCUUUCAAUAUUUAUCAUAGAAGAACAAUUCAAAUUGCUAGGCGAUGCUAACGUAGUGUAAUUAGGGGGUAUGUCAAUGAUUCCUCUUUGUCGUGGCCAGCAGCAGUUCAGUUAUUUUUCUGGAAUAGAUACUUCUACCUGACUGUUUCCCAGCUGAUCUAAGAUGCUCUGAGGACGAUCAUCUGAGGAGUUAGGAUCUAAUAACAGUCAGGGACUUAGUGUCCUGAAGAACUUUUUAAUCCUCUGAUUCCUGAAUCCCACCAUAAGCCAGAGCCUUCUGUCACAUCCCUGUAAUAACAGGCAGCUUGAGAGCUCUGCAAUGCAACCCUUUUGUUCUGCCUUUGGGGGUCUUACAAAGUACCCCCUAGGCUUUCCUCACUAAUUUCGACCAGCAAGUGUUUCCUUCUUGUCCUCUGCCUAAGGUAGCACCCGGAGGGUCUUCCUUUCUGAACAACAACAAAGCAAGCCACACCAUGGGUGAGAUCAGCCAAGAUGCUGUGGAGAAAUACCUUGAGGAGAACCCUCAGUUCACCAAGGAGUACUUUUACAAGAAGCUUCGUGUUGAGGCACUGGGAGAAAUCUUCAAGAACAGCCAGGCCAUGGUUAAGGCCAGCGUGACAUUCCCCGAGCUGACACAGGUGGAGGAGUCGGCCCUGUGCUUGGAACUGCUGCGGUCCAUGCAGGAGGAGGCGAGCAGCGCCGAGCUGGUGACACACAGGGCCCUACAGAGGCUGGCCCAGCUGCUGCAGGCCGACCGCUGCAGCAUGUUCGUGUGCCGCGCCCGUAAUGGCACUCCAGAGGUGGCCUCCAGGCUGCUGGAUGUCACCACAACCUCCAAGUUUGAGGACAACCUGGUGGCCCCUGACAGAGAAGUCAUGUUUCCACUGGACACCGGAAUAGCAGGUUGGGUCGCUCACACAAAGAAAUCCCUCAAUGUCCCUGAUGUGAAAAAGAACAGCCAUUUUUCUGACUUCAUGGACAAAAUGACUGGGUAUAUCACAAGGAACCUGCUGGCAACUCCGAUCAUGAUGGGCAAGGAGGUUCUUGCUGUGGUUAUGGCAGUAAACAAAGUAAAUGCAUCAGAGUUUUCCAAACAGGAUGAGGAGGUCUUUUCCAAAUGCCUCAACUUUGUUUCUGUCAUCCUAAGGCUUCAGCAUAUCAAUUACCUGUACAGCGUUGAGUCCAGAAGAAGUCAGAUCCUUAUGUGGUCAGCCAAUAAAGUAUUUGAAGAGCUCACGGAUGUUGAGAGACAGUUUCACAAAGUGCUGUACACAGUUAGAACAUAUCUGAACUGUGAACGGUACUCCAUUGGACUGCUGGACAUGACUAAAGAGAAGGAAUUCUUUGAUGAAUGGCCAAUCAAGCUUGGAGAAGUGGAGCCUUACAAAGGUCCAAAGACGCCAGAUGGCAGGGAAAUAAUCUUUUAUAAAAUAAUUGAUUAUAUUUUACAUGGAAAAGAAGAAAUCAAAGUGAUUCCGAUACCUCCUGCAGACCACUGGACACUCAUUAGUGGGUUGCCAACGUAUGUUGCUGAAAAUGGAUUUAUAUGUAACAUGCUGAAUGCCCCUGCAGACGAAUACUUCACAUUCCAGAAAGGACCUGUAGAUGAAACUGGCUGGCUUAUUAAAAAUGUCUUAUCCCUGCCUAUUGUCAACAAGAAAGAAGAUAUUGUGGGUGUCGCUACGUUUUACAACAGGAAGGAUGGAAAACCCUUUGAUGAGCAUGACGAGCACAUUACUGAGACUCUCACACAGUUUCUUGGAUGGUCUCUUCUAAAUACGGACGCCUAUGAGAAAAUGAAUAAGCUAGAAAGCAGAAAGGACAUUGCUCAGGAAAUGCUUAUGAACCAGAUCAAAGCCUCUGCUGAUGAAAUUAAGUCUGUUUUGAAAUUUAAAGAGAAGUUAAAUAUGGAUGUAAUUGAAGACUGUGAAGAAAAACAACUUGUCACAAUUUUGAAAGAAGACUUGCCGGAUCCAAAGGCAGUAGACCUAUAUGAAUUCCACUUCAGUGACCUUUCCAUUACUGAGCAUGAAUUAAUUAAAUGUGGACUACGAGUGUUUUUUGAAAUCAAUGUGGUGGAGAAAUUCAAAGUACCUGUAGAGGUUCUUACCAGAUGGAUGUACACAGUGAGGAAGGGGUACCGUUCCAUCACUUACCACAACUGGCGGCACGGAUUCAAUGUGGGGCAGACCAUGUUUACCUUGUUGACGACAGGAAGACUGAAGAAAUAUUACACAGAUCUUGAAGCAUUUGCCAUGGUUGCUGCUGCUUUCUGCCAUGAUAUUGACCACAGAGGCACCAAUAAUUUGUACCAAAUGAAAUCCACAUCUCCACUAGCCAAGCUUCACGGGACCUCUAUUUUGGAGAGGCACCACCUGGAGUACAGUAAGACUCUCUUGCAGGAUGAGAGUUUAAACAUCUUCCAGAACCUAAAUAAGCGGCAGUUUGAAACAGUUAUUCAUCUGUUUGAGGUCACAAUAAUAGCAACUGAUUUGGCUUUGUAUUUCAAGAAGAGAACCAUGUUUCAAAAACUUGUUGAUGCCUGUGAACAAAUGCAAACUGAAGAGGAGGCCAUCAAAUAUGUAACCACUGAUCCAACCAGAAAAGAGGUUAUCAUGGCAAUGAUGAUGACUGCAUGUGACCUAUCUGCUAUAACCAAACCCUGGGAGGUACAAAGUCAGGUAGCACUUCUGGUUGCAAACGAAUUUUGGGAACAAGGAGAUCUGGAGAGAACAGUGCUGCAGCAACAACCUAUUCCUAUGAUGGACAGAAACAAAAAAGAUGAACUACCUAAACUUCAAGUUGGAUUUAUUGACUUUGUUUGUACUUUCGUAUAUAAGGAGUUCUCACGGUUUCACAAAGAAAUCACACCUAUGCUGAAUGGUCUUCAGAAUAACCGAAUGGAAUGGAAAUCCCUAGCUGAUAAGUAUGAUGAAAAGGUGAAGAUAAUGGAAGAGGAGGUGAAAAAGCAGGAAGAAGAAAACAUGAAUGGAAAAGCUGCCCAAGAUUCAGGAGAUGGUGGUGAUGACAAAAAGUCCAAAACAUGUUUAAUGUUGUAAUAUAAUCCAACUGGUCUAAAUUUCGAAUAUUACCUUAGUUUUGAAGUGAAACAGAAAACAUUCAAAAGAACUUCAGUAAAUUUUACUCAGCAACUACUAAGUAAGAGAAUCUUUAGAAAAAUUACUGUGACUACCAAAGAGAAUAUAAACUGCUGACCUGAAAACCCUGAGGGUAAAAUAAAGUUCAACUGAAGUCCAAAAAAUAAGACAAAAAUAAGUGUGCUUUGGUGCCAAUUUAUUUCAAACUUAAUCCUACAACUAGUUACAAAUUUUAAAAAAGUAUUAAUUAUAUUUAUUUGCUAAGGCUAUAGAAAAGUAUCAUAGACUUGGUUUUUUGAGAACAACAGAAAUUUAUUUUCUCACAAUUGUGGUGGCCAGAACCCAGAAUUUCAAGAUCCAAGUGCUGGCAGGGUAGGUUUCUUGUGAAACCUCUCAACUUAGUUUAUAAAUGGCCACUUUCCCCAUGUCUUCACAUGGUUGUUCCUCUGUGUUUGUGUAUUAUUAGUUUCAUUCUUGUAAGGACAUCAGUCGUAUUGGUUUAGGGCCUACCUAUAUGACCUCAUUUUAAUCUUAAAUACUUCGUUAAUGGCCCUCUGUGGCAAAAGGAUUAGGAUUGCAACAUAUGAUUGGGAGGUGAGGGGGUAUUUAGCCCACAACAUUUAUCUUUGUGAUUCAUACCACAAACUACUUCCUGAACUAAAAAUUUCCCAUCCACAUGUCAAAGUUAAAAACACUGUAGAAUGUAUCAAGGUAUAUAAAUACAGUACGGAAAACAAAAGAAGAAAGGAUGUCAAAUCUUAUUCCUCCUGAACUGCUUAUUAUGUCUUUAUAUUUUUACCCUUGAAAAUGGCACGAUGCAGACCAUAACCUUCUAGGCAGUUUGUAAAAACAGUUAUCACUGUCUUAUGCUUCGCCUUUAAAGUCUAAAAUCAAUUAUUGUUAUGCAUAAAUACAAUUUUUAACACUAAGAAUUAUUCUCAUCGAAAGACUUUUCAGUUUAUAAGACACUAUGAGGAUAAUCCCAAUGCAAGCUAAAUCAGUGCAUAAAUAUUCUGCAUCAGUAGGGGUCCUGAUUUGAUUAUGCAGCACAAACCUCACUUAUCAAAAGCAGCCUGGAAAGACGUCAACCUAGACUACUUUAAAAAAAAAUUAUUAACAGCAGUAUUCAGGAGACAUUGUAAAUAUUAAAUUGUGAUGAGAAACUAAGAGCUGCAUAGGAUGGCACACACCUGUAAUCUCAGCUAUUCUGGGGGUUAGACAGGAGGAUAUAAAACUGAGACCAGCCUUGGCAACUUAGUAAGAUCUUGUCUCAAAAAACCAAACAAAACAGGACUGGGGAUGUGGCUUAGUCCCAGAGCACUUAUGAGGCUCUUGGAUCAGAAACCUACGGCACUGGUGCUACAGCAGGGUGCUUGUUAUCACUGAAUGCUCCAAAAGGUUCACCAACCCUGUGUCUGGGUUUAUCCCCGAGGAGAGAGCGAGCGAGAGUACAACCAACCUAUGAGUUCCAUUAAUGGUGUAUGUCUGUUUGAGAAUCAGAGAAAUUUAGAUUUCCUUCUUUCACUUAUCUGUAAUAGACAAAAUAAGAAAACAAUAAACAUUAAUAAAUACCAUAUAUCUUGCCAGUGUUUUGUCAAAAAUAUCUACAUUAUAAUAAGUGUAAG
This is a messenger RNA of Fukomys damarensis (Damara mole-rat), 5171 nucleotides long. It is a transcript of the gene Pde6c, whose product is annotated as phosphodiesterase 6C. Gene Ontology annotation, biological process: visual perception; signal transduction. Gene Ontology annotation, molecular function: protein binding; 3',5'-cyclic-nucleotide phosphodiesterase activity. The transcript is spliced from 22 exons. Lineage: Eukaryota; Metazoa; Chordata; Mammalia; Rodentia; Bathyergidae. Bases 922 to 3507 code for a protein of 861 amino acids. The record is from RefSeq and is a predicted model, not a curated record.